Molecule: messenger RNA, 1565 nt
Organism: Thalassophryne amazonica
Lineage: Eukaryota; Metazoa; Chordata; Actinopteri; Batrachoidiformes; Batrachoididae
Product: cyclic AMP-responsive element-binding protein 1-like
Exons: 5
Biological process (GO): regulation of transcription by RNA polymerase II
Cellular component (GO): nucleus; ATF4-CREB1 transcription factor complex
Molecular function (GO): protein binding; DNA-binding transcription factor activity, RNA polymerase II-specific; cAMP response element binding
Source: RefSeq, a predicted model, not a curated record
UUUUGUGUGUUUCAGAUCUCGACCAUCGCAGAAAGUGAAGACUCUCAGGAAUCUGUCGAUAGUGUAACGGAUUCUCAGAAACGACGGGAGAUUCUGUCACGACGACCAUCAUACAGAAAAAUCCUGAAUGACUUGUCAUCCGAUGCUCCGGCUGUCCCUCGUAUCGAGGAGGAAAAGGCUGAGGAGGAUUCUUCUGCUGCCGCCACACCCACCAUCGCCACGGUUACCGUCCCCACAUCCAUCUACCAGACCAGCAGUGGCCAGUACAUUGCCAUCACACAGGGCGGGGCCAUUCAGCUAGCUAAUAAUGGUACAGACGGUGUCCAGGGUCUCCAGGCUCUGACUAUGACCAACGCAGCAGCAGCCGCCCAGCCUGGAGCCACCAUCCUCCAGUACGCCCAGACCAGUGACGGUCAGCAGAUCCUGGUUCCCAGUAAUCAGGUGGUGGUCCAAGCUGCUGCAGGUGACGUACAGGCCUACCAGAUCCGAGCUGCUCCCGCCAACACCAUCGCUUCUGGAGUGGUCAUGGCCUCGUCCCCUGCCCUCCCCACCCAAGGUGCCACUGAAGAGGUGACUCGAAAAAGAGAAGUCCGCCUCAUGAAGAACAGAGAGGCAGCUCGUGAAUGUCGCAGGAAGAAGAAGGAGUAUGUUAAGUGUCUGGAGAACCGAGUGGCCGUCUUGGAGAACCAAAACAAAACCCUUAUUGAAGAACUCAAAGCUCUUAAAGACCUUUACUGUCAUAAGUCAGAGUAACCACUUGAACACUGCACUGGCCCAAAUAGCAUUUCAAUUCUUUUCCAACCCUUUGACACUUUGAUUCUGCCUGCCUGUUCGCACACUGUUCCUGGAUCAGGACUCCCCCUUUAUACAGUAGACUUAAAAACUGGUUGCUGUCUUCCAGAUGUGAAUCCAGAUGCUGGCACUGUGAACGUUUACAGGGUAAAUGUUGAUCUCCAUUCACAUGUCACAUCUUUAGUCUGGUUGAAUCAUUGGCAACGUGUGGUUCCGUCUUCAGGCUUUUCAUGAAUCUAGGAAUUUUCCAGUCUGUGCCAUGGAUUUGGCAGUUAUGGCCACAGAUUAGCAUAAUGCGGUGCUCACCACCAUUAUUGUAAAGCUGCUGAAUUUGAGAUCAGUUACUUUGACGUGAGUCCAUCUUGACAUCUGUUUAUAUCUUAGCUUAGCUCAUCAGGUGUUGAUCUUCUUAAUGUCAAGUGUCAUGCCAAGAUGUAUAAAAAGUUAUUUUUCCUUAUUUUGUAUUCACUUUGAAAGCAUUAUUUCUUAUAUUUACUCAUUCUUUUAAGAAAAAGUACAUUUUUCUCAUUCCUCAUUCUUCUCUGUCUGGAGUGUAAAUCAGUUUGCCUCAUUCAGUAUACAGGAGCAGUUUGUCAUGUGUCUAGAUGCUGCCAUCUUGUGGCCAUACAUGAUAAUGCUGUGGUUUUUCAUAAGCUUCACCAGAAAAUACGUUUCAGGACCUCCAAACCUACUGUAUUUUCCAGAGUAUAUGUCUCACAUUUUUUCUGUAUUAUCAGCUCUUACUGUCUAAUUAUUAUUAUUAUCCAUCCAUC